This is a messenger RNA of Sclerotinia sclerotiorum 1980 UF-70, 1218 nucleotides long. RefSeq lists its product as hypothetical. Lineage: Eukaryota; Fungi; Ascomycota; Leotiomycetes; Helotiales; Sclerotiniaceae. The record is from RefSeq and is a predicted model, not a curated record. Gene Ontology annotation, molecular function: oxysterol binding. Gene Ontology annotation, cellular component: intracellular membrane-bounded organelle; cytosol; membrane. The transcript is spliced from 2 exons. The coding region runs from base 1 to 1218 and encodes 405 amino acids. Gene Ontology annotation, biological process: exocytosis; piecemeal microautophagy of the nucleus; endocytosis.
AUGUCUUCCAACGAAGCUGAAGGAGCAGGAGUAUCUGCGCAAAACAAAGGAUCUUGGAGCGCGUUCCUCAAGUCGAUCGCUUCAUUCAACGGGGAUUUAUCUUCGUUGACAGCUCCACCAUUCAUUCUAUCAUCAACAUCGUUGACUGAAUUCUCUUCAUAUUGGGCAGAACAUCCUAAUCUAUUCGUCGCACCUGCCGCAGAGCAGGAUCCGCAAAAACGAGCACUCUUGGUCUUGAAAUGGUUCUUGAGUACAUUGAAACAACAAUAUGCGAGUCGAAGUGAUAAAUAUGGAAAUGAGAAGAAACCUUUAAAUCCUUUCUUAGGAGAGUUGUUUCUUGGAAAGUGGGAGGAUUCCUGUGGGACUACCGAGCUUAUUUCUGAGCAGGUCAGCCAUCAUCCACCUGUUACCGCAUAUCAAAUAUCCAACAAGAAACAUGGCGUAUAUUUACAAGGAUACAAUGCUCAAAAAGCUUCUUUCUCUCGAACCAUCAACGUUAAACAAAUCGGUCAUGCACUUUUGAGUAUUCCUGUCUACAACGAAACCUAUCUCAUCACUCUUCCAAACCUCCACAUUGAAGGUUUAAUCUUUGGUUCGCCAUUUGUCGAGCUCGAGGCCAAAUCUUACAUUACAAGUAGCUCAGGAUUUACCGCCAAGAUUGAUUAUAGUGGCAAAGGAUGGUUAUCUGGCAAGAAGAAUAGUUUCACCGCUACAUUAUAUCCCACUGGCAAAGAAAAGGAAACUCUCUAUACCAUCACUGGACAAUGGACCAAACAAUUCGAGAUCAGAGAAGGUGGAAAGAAAAGUGAUCUGAUAGAUACUUAUGAUGCAGAUGCUGCACCUACCACUCCACUCAUCGUUGCACCAAUCGAAGAACAAGAUCCAUUAGAGUCGCGGCGUGCUUGGUCCAAGGUCGCAGCUGGUAUCGCAGCCGGUGAUAUGGAUGCAACCAGUAACGAGAAGACUAAAAUUGAAGUUUUUCAACGAGAACUUAGAAUAAAGGAGAAGAGUGAGGGUAGAACUUGGGAAAGAAGAUAUUUCACCAAGAUGGAAAAUUGUCCAAUCUUGCAAAAAUUGUCUCCAUGUAUCCAAUUAUCAGCAGAUGAGGAUAAAACUGGUGGAAUUUGGAGAUUUGAUGAGACGAAGGCUUCCAAACAUGUGAGAUCGGAACAAACUCUACAACCUCAACAAAUAAAUGUACAAGUUCCGGUUGCUUGA